AUGGAGCCGGGCGAUGUGACUGGUGGGACGGAGGCUCUGCCGGUGCCGGUGUGCGGACCCUGGGAGGAAAUGGAUGCGUUUGAGUACACACCAGAGCUGCUGGCAGGACCUGGAACCGAAGAAGAUCCGGGAGAAGUGACCAUCCGUGGCUGUGAGUGCCGCGAUAACAGCUGCUGUAUGCCCGAGACCUGCACAUGUCUGCCGCACGGAGCGAACUAUGCGAACCGCACCAUUUUAGACAACCAGAGGCCUAUCCUGGAAUGUAACAUUAUGUGUCAGUGUGGGGAGGCCUGUCCCAACAGAGAAACACAGACAGGGCUGCAGUUUCGGCUUAAAGUGCUUAAGCUUCCCGGGAAAGGCUGGGGACUGCUCACGGAGGAGGACAUCCCAAAGGGCCGGUUUGUAUGUGAAUACGCAGGGGAGGUUCUAGGCUUCGAAGAGGCCAGCCGCAGGAUCCACUCCCAGAAACCCAGCGACAACAACUACAUUAUCGCGAAAGUUUAAAGGAAUACACGCGGGAGGCUCUUCUUAUUUCAUUCUGCUUCUCAUAGUGUACGAUGGCCCAUCCGGACCGGGCUAUUCUGCGUCUGCAGCACAUCGGAA
Molecule: messenger RNA, 603 nt
Organism: Spea bombifrons (plains spadefoot toad)
Lineage: Eukaryota; Metazoa; Chordata; Amphibia; Anura; Pelobatidae
Product: histone-lysine N-methyltransferase SETMAR
Exons: 3
Coding region: 1-504 (167 amino acids)
Cellular component (GO): nucleus
Molecular function (GO): histone methyltransferase activity; protein binding; zinc ion binding
Source: RefSeq, a predicted model, not a curated record